UGUGAGAGCGUGAGCCGGGCCGUCCGCCGGGCCCCCGAAGCUCGCUGGGAGGGGGCCGGCCGGUCCGGGCUGUGCGGGGCGUUUACAAAAAAGUGACUUGGAGAUGAACUCGCCCGUGCGCGACUGGCCGCCCCGCUAUAGGGGCGAAGGCGCCUGACGCAAGCGGAACUUGGCGGAGCCGAUACGAAUCAGAACAGAGCGAGGCUCCUGGCGCACUAGGGACUCCAGGAGGCAGCCCGGCCAGAGACGCGGGUCUUGCCUCGGGAAACCGGAGGGUGGGGGGAGGGGAAGAGCGCGGAGAAGAAAACCCACCGAGGCGGGGACUGGCCUGGGCGGGGAGGGGCGGUGGGGCCGGAGCCCCUCUCUGUUGGGCGGACUCCCCAUGGCCAGAGGCUGAGCUCCACUCCCGCCGGCCGCUCCCUAGGGGAAGGGAAAGAAGAGGGGAGAAGAGCGAGCGGCCGCCAGCGAGCGAGCGCGGGCCGCAUCCGCACUCUGCAGAAGUUGCAGACUCGGCCGAGGGCGGACUUGUGCGCCGGGGGCAAGAGCAGGGCUGCCUGGCCGCAGCGCGCCGGCUUUGUCAUGAUGGCCAGCUACCCCGAGCCCGAGGACGCCGCGGGGGCCCUGCUGGCCCCGGAGACCGGCCGCGCAGCCAAGGAGCCCGAGGCGCCGCCGCCGCCGAGCCCGGGCAAGGGAGGCGGCGGCGGCGCCGGGACAGCCCCGGAGAAGCCGGACCCGGCGCAGAAGCCCCCGUACUCGUACGUGGCGCUCAUCGCCAUGGCGAUCCGCGAGAGCGCCGAGAAGAGGCUCACGCUGUCCGGCAUCUACCAGUACAUUAUCGCCAAGUUCCCGUUCUACGAGAAGAACAAGAAGGGCUGGCAGAAUAGCAUCCGCCACAACCUCAGCCUCAACGAGUGCUUCAUCAAGGUGCCGCGGGAGGGCGGCGGCGAGCGCAAGGGCAACUACUGGACGCUGGACCCGGCCUGCGAGGACAUGUUCGAGAAGGGCAACUACCGGCGCCGCCGCCGUAUGAAGCGGCCCUUCCGGCCGCCGCCAGCGCACUUCCAGCCCGGCAAGGGGCUCUUCGGGGCGGGAGGCGCCGCGGGCGGCUGCGGUGUGGCGGGCGCGGGGGCCGACGGCUACGGCUACCUGGCGCCCCCCAAGUACCUGCAGUCCGGCUUCCUCAACAACUCGUGGCCGCUACCGCAGCCGCCCUCGCCCAUGCCCUACGCCUCCUGCCAGAUGGCGGCGGCCGCGGCGGCGGCGGCAGCGGCGGCGGCGGCCGCGGGCCCCGGCAGCCCGGGCGCGGCCGCGGUGGUCAAGGGGCUGGCGGGCCCAGCCGCCUCGUAUGGGCCGUACUCACGCGUGCAAAGCAUGGCGCUGCCUCCCGGCGUGGUGAACUCGUACAACGGCCUGGGGGGCCCGCCGGCCGCGCCCCCGCCGCCGCCGCCGCACCCCCACUCACACCCGCACGCACACCAUCUGCACGCGGCCGCCGCACCCCCGCCAGCCCCGCCGCACCACGGGGCAGCCGCACCGCCCCCGGGCCAGCUCAGCCCUGCCAGCCCGGCUACCGCCGCGCCCCCGGCGCCCGCGCCCACCAACGCGCCCGGCCUGCAGUUCGCCUGCGCCCGGCAGCCUGAGCUCGCCAUGAUGCAUUGCUCUUACUGGGACCACGACAGCAAGACCGGCGCGCUGCACUCGCGCCUCGAUCUCUGAGAGCCCAGCGUACGCCAGAUGGGAGGAUGUAGGGACGCGCGACGCCGGUCUUGGUCGCAGCCACCGCCGCCAGUCGGACCGCGCACCCGCUGGGGCCGCCUCCUGAGCCAGCGCCCACGGCCGCUCUGCGCCUCUCCGCUGCCCUCAGCUCCUCUCGCUCCUUUGUCUCCUCCGCUUCUCCUCCUGUGCUCGCCUCUGCGCCCCUUUCGCUCCUCCUGCCUGCAGGCCGCCUCUCCACGCGCCUUCGGCAGGCCUCGUCUCCUGCCGGCGCCCCGUCACCGCACUUGGCCCCGCGCGGUCCACGGCGGAAAGGAAGCGCCGGGGGCCGAGGCACAGACCUCUCGGCCUUCUCGCACAGGUCGGUGCGCUCGCGCUCGGCUUUCCCCGCCCGGCGGCCGAGCAAUCGUCGGCCCGAAGCGCCGGCCUGGGCCGGCAACGAGACUCGCGCCGCCCGAGAAAGGAACGAACGUGUGUCAGCUCCGCGUACCCUCUUGGAGCUGUUCAGAAGCCGCUAGCCCGGGCCCACGGGGCGGGGCGGGGGCUGGGCCCGAGCAGGGAGCCGGGGCCGCCUCGCUCGGCGGCCUGCGCCCGGGUUUAGCCCACGUCCCGGCUCGGAGGGAGGCUGCGUUUCCUCCGCUCUCCAUCCCGCCUCUUCGGGCACCUCCAGGCCCAGGCGGCUGGCUAACGUUUUGCUAAAAAGAUUGGUAGGGCUAUUUUAGAUACCAUUAAAAAAAAUUUUAAGGAAAAAAACUCACCGGGAAAACUGGCGAAGUAUUGUGGCCUUGGAGUUUACUAAAGCAAAACACGUAAAUCGCCUCUUCCAGGAGAUUGGAAGCAGAAUUCCUGUCGGGCCUUCAAAAAGCUAUGGUCAGAGAGAGAGGCAGACAAAUAUAUUCAGUAAAAGAUGGUCUCAUCUACGAAUUGGGGGUUUUUUUCCCCUCUCUCCUUAUCUAAAAAUUAAAAAAUGACAAAUUUCCCGGGAUCUUCCGAUGCAGACCCGGAGUGCCGGCAGAUCACCGCCUGCCAGGCGGACGCUGCAGGGGCGGCUCGUCCUCUCCCUGAUUUUUGUUUUUCAGACGUCUUGCUUCUCCCACCUUGGGCAGGAGAAAUGUGAAACCUGGCCGCGGUCGGAGCCGGCGGGAGUGGGACCUGGAGCCGGCCGGCCCGAACCCCGAGACCUGGUUGUUCUGUAGUCUGUCGUUGGGAGGACCAAAUUUUCUAGAGACAACUAGAGCACUUUUGUUGUUUUGUUCCUUGUUUGUUGUUGUUUUUGUCUUGUCAAUUCCCGAAUAAACUUUUUGUUCUUUCUUUUAACAGAGACCUAUAUUAUUUCAGUCGUGCCUAAGUUUGUUCAGCCGCUAGUUAAAAGAGAGAUUUUCAGCAGGAUUUUAUCCUUUUUCAGAUAAACAAGGGGUGAGGGCAGCCGGAGUGGGGGGCGUUUGUGGUUGUGGCCGCCGUUUUGUUUUCCCCGGGGACUGUUUGUUUUCUGUGUCGUCGCUGGUCUGUUGAAGCUGUUCGACAUCAUCAGAAACUUUAUCUGCCGUGGUUCGAUCACCAGGCGCGGCUGUCGGGAUUCGUUCUGUCUUUGUACUCAUGCAAGUUUGUGUUUUCCCUCUUACGCGGUCAUACGAGGGUGUGUGGGCUGUUUUCAUUAUUUUGUUCUCAGACUUU
Molecule: messenger RNA, 3387 nt
Organism: Equus caballus (horse)
Lineage: Eukaryota; Metazoa; Chordata; Mammalia; Perissodactyla; Equidae
Gene: FOXL2
Product: forkhead box L2
Biological process (GO): regulation of transcription by RNA polymerase II; cell differentiation; anatomical structure morphogenesis
Molecular function (GO): RNA polymerase II cis-regulatory region sequence-specific DNA binding; DNA-binding transcription factor activity, RNA polymerase II-specific
Source: RefSeq, a predicted model, not a curated record